AUGGCGGACUACCUCCCUCGGCGCAUCGCAUGGGCCACUGCUGACAACCGCGCCUGCACCAUCCUCCUCGGCGCACUCCCUGAUACCCUCAUGCGCCGUUUCCAAGCUCGCGAGAUGCGCGCCUCCCUCAUCUGGGCCGAGCUCCAGGCCAUGUUCGAGCGUCGCGACAUCAGCUCUGUCGGCGCCCUGUUCCAGGAGUACUUCUCCAUCACCCUCGCCACUUGUGAUGGCGCAGUUGACUACGUGGGGCGCAUGCAGGAGGUCGCUGAUCGCCUUGCGGCACGCCAAGCUGCCCUCCCCGAGCCCCUGCAAAUCCACCGCCUCCUCUACAACCUCACCCCGGACUACGAGUCCCGCCUCCAUGCCUUCACUGAGGCCAACCCCAUGGCCGGCCUCGACGACGUGGUCCAGUGGAUCAUUGACACGGAGGUCAAGCUCCGCACCCCCGUUGUCAACCUUACCACCCCUCAGUCCUCCUCCUCCACCUCCCUCAACGCUACGCAGCCGCGCAACCAGGGUGGUCGCAGCGGCGGCGGCGGAGGCCGUGGAGCGGGUGGCGGUGGUGGUGGUGGAGGCCGUGGUGGUGGCGGUGGUGGUAGUGGUGGCCGUGGUGGCCGUGGUGGCGGUGGUGGUGGUGCUGGCAGCGCCCCUGCUGGAGGUGCUUGUUCCUGA
This is a messenger RNA of Closterium sp. Naga37s-1, 672 nucleotides long. Lineage: Eukaryota; Viridiplantae; Streptophyta; Zygnematophyceae; Desmidiales; Closteriaceae. The record is from the annotation of a GenBank genome assembly.